Molecule: messenger RNA, 5043 nt
Organism: Oncorhynchus keta (chum salmon)
Lineage: Eukaryota; Metazoa; Chordata; Actinopteri; Salmoniformes; Salmonidae
Product: transcription factor Sox-18B-like
Exons: 2
Coding region: 324-1868 (514 amino acids)
Biological process (GO): vasculogenesis; angiogenesis; lymphangiogenesis
Molecular function (GO): DNA-binding transcription factor activity, RNA polymerase II-specific; RNA polymerase II cis-regulatory region sequence-specific DNA binding
Source: RefSeq, a predicted model, not a curated record
ACUCUGAAGCUCUGGAAUAACAGAGGAGAAACAGACUGGACACACCAACAACGAGUUCUGGAAAACAGAGAGAGAGAAAAGAGAAGAGAAGAGAGAGAGAAGAGAGUGAGAGAGAGAGAGACAGAGAGAAAGAGACAGAGAGAGAGAGAGAGCGAGAGAGAGAGAGACAGAGAGAGACAGAGAGAGAGAGACAGAGAGAGACAGAGAGAGUCAUGGGACCUUUGAGAUUAUAAACUCCUUGUUUUUGCUGCUGUUUAAAAGGUUACCGAACAACAACAUCAAUUGGACUACUAAACUACUAACUAGGAUUUUGUCUAGCUGGUAUGGAUAUAUCUGAGUCUAGUUCUCCGCCAGGCCAGGAUGGAGCCGGUCAGCGUCCAUGGGUGUCUUCCCCCAGCCCGGGUCCUGAUCGUGGGCUAAGACCCUUCGACCAGACCCCCCUCUCUGAAGGAUCUGGAGACUGUGGCCCCACUGGUUCCCGUAAAGAGGCCGGUACAGGAGCCCCAGGGAGUGGACCAUGGACAGGGGCAGGUAGUCCUGACUCGACCCACCCAGGAGCACCUUCCUUGGGUAGCGGUGAAGGGAAGCCAGGAGGUGAGUCGAGGAUCCGUCGGCCCAUGAAUGCCUUCAUGGUGUGGGCUAAAGACGAGAGGAAACGACUGGCCGUUCAGAACCCAGACCUCCACAAUGCUGUCCUCAGCAAGAUGCUGGGUCAGUCGUGGAAGGCCCUGACUACUCUGGACAAGCGUCCCUUCGUUGAGGAGGCCGAGAGACUCCGACUCCAACACCUGACGGACCACCCCAACUACAAGUACCGCCCCCGUCGCAAGAAACAGGCCAAAAAGCUCAAACGGGUGGAACCGGGGCUACUGCUCCACAGCCUAGCCCAGGGAGAGACAGGGGAGGUCUAUGGACAACCACAGGAUAGUUAUGUACAUCCAGGCCACCAUCACCCCCAUCACCACCUCUUGCCUCCUCUCGUCCACUUUAGGGACCUUCACUCAGGGGACCUGGAGAGCUACGGCCUUCCCACACCGGAGAUGUCCCCCCUGGAUGUGAUGGAGGAGACAGGAGGGGACGGAGGGGUGUUCUUUCCCCCUCACAUGCAGGAGGACACGGGCCCGCAUGGCGCUUGGAGUAACUACCAUCAUUAUAACAAACACCAUCACCACAACCCUCACAACCCUCACAGUAAUCACCCCCGUUCUUUUAGUCAGAGUCAGGGUCAUAGUCAGGGGCAUAGUGGUCAUGAUCAUCAUCUUAGCCAGAGGGGCUCCUUGCUCUGUCGUCGUCCCCAGGAGAAGGGCCUCAACCUGGCUCCAGAGCCUACGAACUCUCCCAGUCUGUACUCUAACCCCCAGGGCUCCUCUAUAAGCCUGUCUGAGCAAGUCAAACCUCAUCUUUCUAUCGGUAGUUCCACUGUGUCCUCUGGUUACUAUAGUUACCUGUAUAGUAGCUCUGGAUCAGACACCAACCAGUCAUCCCACUUCACCUCUCACCUGGGGCAGCUCUCUCCCCCACCUGAGUCCUUAUCCCUGGCCCCUACAUCCAACCCCUUAGCCCCCCAGUCCCUGGACUCUAUACGGGACCAGCCAGGCCAUGGUUCCUCAGGUCCUACGUCAACAGAGUUCUGGACAGAAGUGGAUCGACAUGAGUUUGACCAGUACCUCAGCGCCAGCCGGACUCGAACGGAGGAGCAUGGGGGUACUCUCGUCCCUGUUUCUAAUUCUUUGGAACGGUACGGGGGUGGAGCUAUAGCCUUGAGGAGGAGCCCUGUCGCCUGUGAGGAGAGCCAGAACAGUCCUCUAAUUUCACUUCUGUCUGAUGCUAGUAGUGUUGUCUACUACAGUACCUCUAUCACUGGCUAGACUCCUGGUCUUAGACUGACUUAGUGUUCAGAUGUUCGCUGUAGUCUGGAAUAGUCCAGUACAGCCUACCUGUGGCUCAACGGUAUGUUAACAAAAAUAUACAUACUUUUAAUUCUUGAGUGACCCUUGAUGUAGUUUGCACUACGAAAUAGUAACAGAUGUGCAAAACACUAAACUUAGGCAAGCACACCUCGUCAACAAACAAACAAAAAAUGUUCAAGUAUUUGAAAGAAUUGGACUUUGAAGUAUUUGACACAGGUCUACAGUUGAGGACUUUGAUGACUUUCAGCGUAAGAUUGUUUUAUAGUCUGCAACAGACGACGGCAGGCCACUUAAGAAUACUGAGCUCUUCUACUUACUGCCCAGACAGGCAGAACAUUUAUAAUGACAAAACUGCUAAUUUUUAUUAUAGCCAUUUUUAUACACUUCCUGUUUCCUGUUGUUUGUUUUAUUUGCGUUGAAUUAUUUGCACUGGGUCAAAAACGUGUGCAUAGGAAGACCACUAGGGUAUAACCCUUUGGGUAACACAUUCUCUUGACAAUCCAUCUUGAGAUGCUCUACAGACCAUUUACAAGCUAUCAGAAACAUUUCAACUAACUGUCUACUAACCCUAACCCUUAUCCUAACCCUAACCCUAACCCUUAUCCUAACCUUAACCCUAACCCUAACCCUUAUCCUAACCUUAACCUUAACCCUAACCUUAACCCUUAUCCUAACCCUAACCCUAACCCUUAUCCUAACCCUAACCCUAACCCUAACCCUUAUCCUAACCCUAACCCUUAUCCUAACCCUAACCCUAACCCUAACCCUAACCCUUAUCCUAACCCUAACCUUAACCCUAACCCUUAUCCUAACCUUAACCCUAAACCUAACCCUAACCUUAACCCCAACCCUUAUCCUAACCUUAACCCUAACCCUUAUCCUAACCCAAACCUUAACCUUAACCCUAACGCUUAUCCUAACCUUAACCCUAACCCUUAUCCUAACCCUGACCUUAACCCGUACCUUUAUUCUAAACCUACCUGAAACCUUAGCAAGCAGUUGCUCAGCAACAGAUAGUUUGUUGAUAGUAUGACCGUCUAUAGACCAUCUAUAGAACAUCUGUAGACCAUCUAUAGACGUCUGUAUCUAUAGACCAUCUGUAUCUGUAGACCAUCUAUAGAGGAUCCGUAUCUAUAGACCAUCUGUAUACCAUCUACAGACCAUCCACAGACCAUCUACAGACCAUCUAUAGACCAUCUGUAUACCAUCUACAGACCAUCCACAGACCAUCUACAGACCAUCUAUAGACCAUCUAUAGACCAUCUGUAGACCAUCUGUAGACCAUCCACAGACCACCUAUAGAGCAUCUACAGACCAUCUAUAGACCAUCUGUAGACCAUCUAUAUAGGAUCUGUAUCUAUAGACCAUCCGUAUCUAUAGACCAUCUAUAAAGGAUCUGUAUCUAUAGACUAUAUGUAUCUAUAGACUAUCUGUAUCUGUAGACCAUCUGUAUCUAUAGACUAUAUGUAUCUAUAGACUAUCUGUAUCUAUAGACUAUCUGUAGACCAUCUGUAUCGGUAGACUAUCUGUAUCUGUAGACCAUCUAUAGACCAUCUGUAUCUAUAGACCAUCUGUAGACCAUCUGUAUCUGUAGACCAUCUGUAUCUGCAGACCAUCUAUACACCAUCUAUAGACCAUCUGUAUCUAUAGACCAGCUGUAUACCAUCUGUAUCUAUAUACCAUCUGUAUCUAUAGACUAUCUGUAUCUAUAGACUAUAUGUAGACCAUCUGUAUCUAUAGACUAUCUGUAUCUAUAGACCAUCUGUAUACCAUCUGUAUCUAUAGACCAUCUGUAUCUAUAGACUAUCUGUAUCUAUAGACUAUCUGUAGACCAUCUGUAUCUAUAGACUAUCUGUAUCUAUAGACUAUCUGUAGACCAUCUGUAUCUAUAGACUAUCUGUAUCUAUAGACCAUCUGUAGACCAUCUGUAUCUAUAGGCUAUCUGUAUACCAUCUGUAUCUAUAGACUAUCUGUAUCUAUAGACUAUCUGUAGACCAUCUGUAUCUAUAGACUAUCUGUAUCUAUAGACCAACAGUAGACCAUCUAUAGACCAUCUGUAUCUAUAGACUAUCUGUAUACCAUCUGUAUCUAUAGACUAUCUGUAUACCAUCUGUAUCUAUAGACUAUCUGUAUCUAUAGACUAUCUGUAGACCAUCUGUAUCUAUAGACCAACAGUAGACCAUCUAUAGACCAUCUGUAUCUGUAGACCAUCUGUAGACCAUCUGUAGACCAUCUGUAUCUAUAGACCAUCUGUAGACCAUCUGUAUACCAUCUGUAUCUAUAGACCAUCUGUAGACCAUCUAUAGACCAUCUGUAUCUAUAGACCAUCUGUAGACCAUCUAUAUCUGUAGACCAUCUGUAGACCGUCUGUAGACCAUCUAUAGACCAUCUGUAUCUGUAGACCAUCUGUAGACCAUCUAUAUCUGUAGACCAUCUGUAGACCGUCUGUAGACCAUCUAUAGACCAUCUGUAUCUGUAGACCAUCUGUAGACCGUCUGUCCAGAUAAAGUGUGACCAAACGUUGUCAUGAAACCGUUUUUAAAAAGGGACUACAUAGUUUGCAGAUGAAGAUAUCAAGGCCAUGUGACUGUAUCAGGUCUGCAGUAGUAGUUAGGAGUUUAUUUUGAACAACUUUUUCUAUUUACAUCAAACAGUUGAAUAAUCCUAUUUUAAUUUCAGUCACCACACAUGAAAGGGCAAUCUGGGAUUAGGGAAUCAAUUGAAGGACUUUUAAAUGAAUGACAUACAGCCUCUGUACCAAAACGGGUGGGUGACAGCUUUGUUGUUGUUUGUUUCCCAGAAUGCCCCUUUAAAGACCAUGUUGAGCAGGUCAUAAAUCAUGUUCUUUUGGUAAUAAUUAUAAUAUAAUGAUUAUCUCUGAACAAAAAGCAAAGUUUGGAAUAAAACAAACUACACCAUCUCUCUGCAAUGAAAUACCAAAAGGCAAAAAUAAAAUGCAUUUAUUUCAUACAGUAUGUCAUUGUAAUUAUAACAUUACUGUGACUCGGGAUUAUUUAAAAAAAAAACAUUUUAUACUUCAGUUGUUGUUGUUUUUAUUGAAAAGGGCAUUUUUAAAUGAAUUAUGUUGCUUUAAAAAAUAUUUUACAUAAUAAAAUGAAAGUUAUUUCUAGAA